CGGAUCUACAUUUUAGUUUAUUCCGGUUCUGCGCAGUAGGCUGUUAUUGUUACGAAAGCCAGGAAGGAGACUGAAGCGUGUCAACCUCAGUGGUUUGAAGCCAGUUCUGUGACAGUACUGUACGACACGUCAAGAGUACCCCCACUCUAAAGUAUGCCAAAAGUUGCACUGGUGACUGGUUCCAAUAAGGGGAUUGGAUUUGCAAUUGUGCGGUCGCUUUGCAAGCAAUUCAAUGGUGAUGUUUUCCUCAGUGGCCGGGAUGCUGGCCGUGGCACAGCGGCUGUGGAGAGCCUGAAUUCUGAAGGGCUGAAACCCCUCUUCCAACAGCUUGACAUCGACAACCCAGAAAGUGUGCGGGCGGCCCGAGAUUUCUUCAAUGAGAAAUACGGUGGCCUUGAUGUGCUCAUUAACAAUGCUGGGAUUGCCUUUAAAAAUGCUGAUACUACACCCUUUGGAACCCAAGCUGAGGUGACUCUCAAAACUAACUUCUUUGCCACAAGAGACAUGUGCAAUGAGUUUCUUCCCAUCAUCAAACCAGGAGGGAGGGUGGUGAACGUGUCUAGUGUUAUGAGCUCCAUCGCCCUGAACCGCUGCAGCCCUGAACUCCAGGCCCGGUUCCGCAGCAAUGACAUCACAGAGGAGGAGCUGGUGGGGCUGAUGGAGAGGUUUGUCCAGGAGGCCCAGGCAGGGGCGCACUCCCAGGGGGGCUGGCCCGACACAGCCUACGGGGUGUCCAAAACAGGCCUCACCGUGCUCUCCAGGAUCCACGCCCGCAAGCUGAGGCAUGAGAGACCAGCUGACCAGAUCCUUCUGAAUGCGUGCUGCCCAGGCUGGGUGAGGACCGAUAUGGCUGGGCCCACCGCCACCAAGUCACCUGACGAGGGCGCCAUCACCCCCGUUUACCUGGCCCUGCUUCCUGCGGGGGCUGGGGAGCCGCAGGGACAGUUUGUGAUGGACAAGAAGGUCCAUCCGUGGUGAGGAUUAGGUUAAUGUGUGUAAUGUGUGUAUUCUGGAGGGGUUUAGAGUCUGGUUCUUAUCUGUGGGAAUGUGGGUUAAAUGCACUGUAUACAUUGGAAAGGACAACAUCACAGGAAAAUGCAGGACAAACAACUUAUUUUCACACAAUCAGGUGGGCUCUGUUUAGCAAAAAAAAAAAUAGCAUUAGCAAAAUUUAGCAUGUUUUGGCAUUAAUGUGUCUAUGAGUUUGCAAACAAUGUAAUUUCAUAAUUUAGUUAAUAAAGCUGCAUACAAA
Oncorhynchus tshawytscha (Chinook salmon) is the source of this 1252-nucleotide messenger RNA. It is a transcript of the gene cbr1, whose product is annotated as carbonyl reductase 1. The coding region runs from base 154 to 978 and encodes 274 amino acids. NCBI's taxonomy places the organism in Eukaryota, Metazoa, Chordata, Actinopteri, Salmoniformes, Salmonidae. The transcript is spliced from 4 exons. The record is from RefSeq and is a predicted model, not a curated record. Gene Ontology annotation, molecular function: carbonyl reductase (NADPH) activity.